Messenger RNA from Labrus bergylta (ballan wrasse), 4999 nucleotides. Its product is annotated as limbin. Gene Ontology annotation, cellular component: plasma membrane protein complex; ciliary membrane. The record is from RefSeq and is a predicted model, not a curated record. Gene Ontology annotation, biological process: smoothened signaling pathway. Lineage: Eukaryota; Metazoa; Chordata; Actinopteri; Labriformes; Labridae.
ACAUGAUUCUUCAUUCAACAUAAAGUACCAGGAAAAACCUGCACCGUUAAUAAAUGAUUGAAUUACCCGCUUUGACAACAUUUUCACUUCUAUGAAUACUAGACAAUAUCAUCAUACUUUAACGGUGCCAUUUUACAUUAUUUUUUUUGUUUAUUAAGUUCAUAUCCCGCUGCGAACUUGUCCUGGGUCUUUUAAUUUGAAAAACACGACUGGAAGCAGACGUACAUUAUUCCUAACGUUCCUGAAUUAGUUGUUCACUUUUCCAAAGUUUUGGAAAUGUUUUCCCGAAGUUGUGCAGCGACGAUAUUAUGGACGUUGAGAUGGUUAAAUCUUUAAAAACUGCGUGGAGAGUUCAACUUCUGAAAUAAAAGAAAACAAGUACGAUUAUCGUUCGUCAGAGACGCAGCUACAAUGGGUGGUUCUCAGGAAAUUACUUUUCUUAAGGCGUAUUUUAACAUUGACAAACAAUGCACCCCGUUAGCUAAAGGCUCUCCCUGGUGAGGGUGGCACACCGACCUACGAAUGCUUCAGGUACACUUUAACGGGAAGGGGGUCACGAUUUGGUUAUUUAUCUUGAAUAUCCAUGACUACAGUGCUGGACAUCAGGCAUAUUAUGACUGUGUAUCUCAGGAUACAUCAUGGUACACAACACGACCACCCCUUCCUCUGAUGGAGAAACAGGAGAGCUUCUCCAGGAUCCAUGUAAAACAAGAUGACUCUGCCAGGAAAUUAAAAGAAAUGGCAUUGCUUAGAAUAAAUGGUACGUUGGAAUUCAACUGGCCGCUGUCGUUUUCCUCAGAGGGUCCACUCUCCUCGUCAGCUCCUGCUGGCCCAUGGGGACACUCCUUUUACUCCUCAUUUACCUACUUGUCAAACAUGUUGCACUUCAGGAGCAAAAGAAGCACACUCACCAGAAUUAACCCAGGGCACACUCUGCCUCAGGUUCAGAGUGCAGCACCUCCAUCUACAUUUGGGGUCAAAUUCCACAAGUGUGCACAGGUGAAGCUCAACACUGAUCCACCUCAGCUGACAUUCUUCCUCCUAAUUCACAACCUGGGCCAAGCUGGGGGCACCAACUUGUCUCAGGUGGCUAUCAGGGACUCCAUCUCUGGAAUAGCAGCCCUAAAAACUGAAGGCAGAGUGGUGGAAAGAGGCUACCAGACAUUUGCCAUCGAUACUCUGUCUGCUGGAUCCAAAGUAAUAGUCAAUUAUACAGCUAACAUAAGGAGUCAUAAGAGUGAAGUCCUGGAUCUUCCAGCUUUUCUCACCUUCUCUAAUGCCUCACAGAAUGACGUCAGUAUGUUCGGUCCUUUAACAGCUAAUCUGACCUUGAGGGUGAAUUCCACCAACAGAAUUUUUCCAAACCAUGGGGUCCAUUUUGCUGGAUUCGUUGUGGGCUUAUUUGUAACGUUGAUGCUGCUGUCAGUGGGAUUACUGGCCAUCAACUUGAUAGGUCCAAGAACCAGACUGAACCUUCUUCAGCAAAGGAGAAACAGAGGUGAUUCAGACCCAGAGUAUGCAGACUGCAACAUGAGUGAGAGCGUAAAAGAUGAGGCAACAUUUGAAGACAAGGUGGUGGACAUCAUGGUUCUAGAGGAUCCCCAGAACAUGUACCAAGCUUUGGAGAACCUUGAAAUGUCUACGCUGCUGCAUGCCACCAAUAACCUGGAGAACACCCGGAUUCAGAUCUACAAGGAUGUGAUGUCCUCGCUGCUGAGCAGCUUACGGUGCAAAGGCCAGGCCAGCACCCAGGCCCAGCAGAGGCUGCUCAGUGUUCUUCACGGGCAGCUGCUAGGCAUGGAGGGUCGGCUGAAGGAGGAGCGAGGGGCCCGCAUGGCUGCUCUGGCUGGCCGGUGCAACCUGGAGACUCGGGAAGAAAUGGAGGCAGAGCACUGCAGAGAAGCUGCUGAGAAGACCCAGGCCAAGCUGCUGUGUCAUCAUGCAGACCAACAGGAACUCCUCCGCUGCAGCGUCCUCCUUGAGAAGCUGCACAAGCUGAGCCAGAAUCAGCUCCAGCGUAUCCUGUUGGUCCGACACGAGGAAGCUUCAGCCAAGGUCCAGAGGCAGAUCAUUGAGUGGCGUCGGGUCGAGCUGCACAAGAUUUUCUCCGAGGAGCUGGAGGAGGCCACCAGGAUGGGCGAACUGGAGAAGAGUACAACCAAGAGUCUUCAGCAUGAUUACUUCACCUGUCAAGAUCAGCUAGAGGAGGUGCUAGAUGUUGUCCUUGCUAACCAGCGCUAUGUGCUGUCUGAGCGUCAUGCACAGAGGAAGUUCUUAGUGCACAGCCUUCACAGCCUCAACAGCCUGAUUUCUGACGCCUUCUCCAGCACCUCCAGCAGUUUGGACAGCUGGUUCACUCACAUCAGGAGGGGGAGCAUUGUGCCUGCAGAGCAGAUAGAGCAGCUACAGGAGAAGUCCCAGAAGGAGCUGGUGAUGGUGAGGAAGAGAGUGGAUGAGGCACUGAGUCAGGAGAGGGGAGCCAUGCGCUGUGGACUGAUUAAGAAGAGACGGGAGCUCAUCUCUGACAUGCUGCGGGUUCACAAACAGAGACAGAAGGAUCUGUCAGGUCUUUCUAAAGGUCUGGAGGGAAUGAUAGAUGUAGCUCAGCACCUGCACUGUUGGCAGAACUUACUGACAGCUCAGGGUCUGGAGCUGGCAGAGCUCAUCAACAACCUGGAUGAGGAGGCCGCUGCUGACAUCCGCAAGGUGACCAUGCGUGUGAUCCAGGGCUCCAUAACAGAUCUCAAAGCUAUCCAGCCCUCUGCUAACCAGGCCGUGCUAACACUGUUGUCCACAGGAGCGCAGCGCUCCCUUCUGCAGAUAGAACCAGAGGCAGGACAAGGAACAAGUGGUCUCCUGCAGGGUCAAGAAAAGUUGCACCAGGAAGGAAAGGCAGCUUUACACACUCUAAGAAACACCAGGGAGGCUCUGAGGGAAGCCAUGGAGAGAGAGCUGCAGGAGCAGAAAGAGCUCAGGGAAAACUUCAGAGCUUUCUUUAGUUGUUUAUGUUCAUCCCAGUUGACACUUUCUGAAGAUGAACGUCUCAGGAUGAAACUGGAGUUUCAGAAGUGUCUGUCUGUGAUGGACCGCAGCCUGGUGCUGCCCCACGCCGUCUCCAGGACCAAACUGCACACCGCUCUGGCAGCUCAGAGAAUGGAAAGCGAGCAACAGAUGACGAGUAUGCAAUCCAGGGGGAAAACCAGCGAGGCCAGACAGAAAACAGACACAUCUGACCUACAGCUUUUCCAGAAAAGGCUCGAGGAGCGGAUCGAACUGUUCGAGAAGGAGAAGGAGAUGGAGGAUGGUGUCAUGAAAAAGGUGACAGAAGGGAUGCAGAGUGAGAGAGAGGAUGAGCUGCGCUCUCAGGCCGACAGUCUGGCAAUGCAGAUGGCAACAAUCCACUACCAGAAGGCUGAGAGGAGAACCAAAGUGUUGGAGACAUCCAGAGCAAUACUCACUCUGCACAGCCUGCUCAUCCAGCAGAUCAGAGAGAGAAAGAGCCCAGAAAGACAGGAGAUGGCCCAGAGUAUACAGAGCCACUGCUUGGGCCUAGAAGAGGCAGAACAGCAGCAUCAGAAGGAGAAAGCAGAGCUGGACAGCCGGAAAAUGUGCACGUCCAAAAUGGAGUCAAAUGCAACACAAAGUGAGAACUUUGGCGAGGGAGAGGAGGAGAGCGAGGAGGAGAGACUUUUCCAGCUGCAGCAGGACUGCAGGAUGUCGUCCAUUCUUGAGGGGGCGCUCUACAAGUGUGAAGAGGUCAACACAGUGUUGGCUGAGAGGUUGAAAGAAAUGACUGCCAACAAUCAAGCCGUAGAAUAUUUGAAAGAACAAAUGGAGCUCAGGAGACUUUAUGCAAACUGUGACCAGGAUCUGGAUUUUGCGUCUCAGCUGGUGAAGCAGAGUCAAGUUUCUCCUGAAGUUCUCCUGGAGGCCCUGCGACUCCUCCUCCCCACCCUGCCUGAAAGUGAACUCCUCUCCAUCACAGACGCCCUCUGCCCCAAACAGCACCCCGUCUCUGCAUCUGCACAGCUGGAACACACAGGGUGUGUCGGGGGGUCACACAGACUUCUUCCUGUCAAACUGAGAGAAGACGUGGUGCAUCAAAAUAUGCUAAAUAUGCCGACCUGCACUGCAGAAGAAGAGAGACUCCAGGAAAAGAGGCGAAAUCUGGUGGACAAACUGCUCCCCAGGUCCCUUCACUCUCCUCCAAGAGAUGUAGCACCUCUGCUGCUUAAAGAGAACGGAAAGGAGGACAGUCUUCAUGAAGCACAGCAGCCUGUUUAUAAACCCCCUAUGUCUGAAGAGGCGGUCAUACAUCAGCAUGGUGACACUGCAGCACGGAGGGUUUUGGACAGUGAGAGCGAAACAACACACCACGCAGCAGAGGGAGACAUGAUGCCACUGAACCUCCCCGCUGCAGGAGAAAGAUUGUUUGUGUUUCGAGACCCACCGGAGUCAAGUGACCACGCGGGUGCACCUUCAAGAAAACGGAAAAGAAAUUUCCUCAACUUUAAGAGAGGCUCUGUGGCUCCAUCAAGCCUACCUUAAGUCUUAAAAACAUUGUCCUUUCCCAGCAUUUUUUUAAGGAUGGUAUGACAUUGAUAUAUGAUAAUAAAUUAACCAAUAGCUUUGCUGUUUAGAAAAAGAAAAUUCUGGAUGUGUGUGGAAUCUGGUUCUGUUUUUUUUAUGUAAAGGCAGCUGACUUCAACUCUUAAGAUUGGUUUAUCUGUUUAUUCCUAAACACUAUAAACACAGAGUAUAUUUCUAAGGACAUGAACUCUGAUUUAUGGAGGAGGUAGACUUUACAGAAACACCAACUAAUAUGUUAUUAUUAGUCAUGUUCACAACCACCAAAUGUGAGGAAGUUACUGAUAGUUGUGGUUUGAGUUGAGAAUUAAACACGGUACAGCACUCAGGAUACACAGGUACUAAAAAUAGGAUUCCUUUCUGUGACGCAGUUUGAACACAUUUUAAUAAACAUUUGUUACGCUCCUGGAAA